GACUGGUCGAUUCUCUUGCGUGGCAAUGUCAGAUUGUCUUCGUUCGUGAUGACUUCUGUCACACAAUGUAGUAACGGAAUUGCCAGGUCCGACUUUAGGAGUGCCCAUUACAAAUAUGGGCCCGGAGGCGGGAAAGCGGGUCCUAUUUUCGAGGAAAAGACUCGGGUGGUGGGAGAAAGUAAGGUUGAUGAUUUAUUUGUUCCUCUGAUAGACGUAGCUCUCGUAAGAUCGGUCCUGCUAGUCCUCAUUCAUGUAAUUGCGACUUGUUACAUGAUGGCGUGGAGCCAUAUCUACCGAUAGAAUGGAUGUUGGAGCACAUGAAGUUCAGGGGUCGAGGCGGAGAGAACAAAGAGUUUGUUUUUGCGACGUGAAUUGAACCAUCCUCCACAAAUAAUAUGGCCAAGUUGAAGCGCGACCCUUUUACAAUUUUGUCAGGAUUACGAGCAUGGCAGCUCAAGCAUCUGGCAUUCCUCACCGGAGUAAACUCCUCGGGGACGAAAGCGCAACUAUGUAGGACUUUGCUUGACAACACAAAGAAGGCAGCUCUUCCUGAGCCUCGGUGCAGGGUCCUCAGUGUAGAUAUGGGCGUCAAGAAUCUCGCAUUUUGUGUACUGGAUCUGCAAAAGCUGCCUCAAGACGACGAACAAUCCGUUGUACAUGAUAACAACAACACUCUAUCACUACAUUUAACGGACUGGAAACGUCUGGAUGUCUCCGAGAGAAUGGUCACCAGAGAUAAUCCUGUUGAUACAAAGACUUCAGAUCCAUCACGGGGAGAUAUUGUCGACAAGACUACAUAUGCGGCCGAGACAACACCCGGAGAUCAACCCAACAUCUACUCGCCUUCGUCGCUGUCCAAGAUAGCAUUCAAUCUAGCCUCUGAGUUUCUGCGGUAUGAGCCAGACUACAUCCUGAUAGAGCGACAGAGAUUCCGAUCUGGCGGUGCUCCAUCUAUACAAGAAUGGACUGUGAGAGUAAACAUGCUAGAGAGUAUGUUAUGGGCUUCUUUAGAAACCAUGCGACGCGGUCACGAAAAGGAUCUGGUGGCUCAAAAGGGAAUCUUUCCAGAAGUUUUGGAGAUGAGCCCUCGACGUGUCGGCAUGUUCUGGCUUGCUCGCAAAGACUUUUUCCCGAACCCUGCAGACAUAGCGACGUCGCUCACGGCUCCCAUUGGAUGCGAGCAGACGACAGAAACAGAGGUCAAGAAGAAGUCUUUUGAGAAAAAGGACAAGAUCGCGCUCGCUCAGCACUGGCUAUCACUUUCGAUGACUACAGAUGAUAUGACAGUAGAUGCGGGCAUAGCGCCGAUGGUUGCUAUGUUCUGCUCGCCAAAAGUACGACGAAGCCGGCGACGGGAUCAGGAUAACGAGAGCGAAGAAGAGGCCGAGGGCGGCGAUGUAGCCAUGUCGGGCAAAUUAGACGAUCUGGCGGAUUGCCUAGUGCAGGGCGUGACAUUUGGCCUGUGGGAACAGAACCGCACGAGAGUUCGGGAGUAUCUGGGGCAUCAGGAGAGUUCAUGAUGCAGGAUCGUCGCUCUUCUUGCCCAUGGCAGCUCUCAGCUUUUCCUCGUUCUCGGAGAUGGGCGAUCGACCCUUUAGCUUUUCUGGAUGCGGCUUUGACUUGGAAGAGCCUAGAAACUGCUCUCUGGCACCAUGAGCCAGCUCAGAUAUGGUACCACCGCCCUGGUCUAGCUUCUCACCACGGCCGUGUCUUCUCCUGCUCUCAGCCAGUAGAUCCAAGCCCUCACCACCGCUGUCGGCGUCCCGGUGUCGUUGGGCGUUUGCUUUGGCGGCGCGAAUCGAGGUUCUGGUGUAGACGAAGAGUAUGC
Messenger RNA from Aureobasidium subglaciale EXF-2481, 1828 nucleotides. RefSeq lists its product as uncharacterized. Bases 396 to 1520 code for a protein of 374 amino acids. Gene Ontology annotation, cellular component: mitochondrion. The record is from RefSeq and is a predicted model, not a curated record. Gene Ontology annotation, molecular function: crossed form four-way junction DNA binding; DNA endonuclease activity; Y-form DNA binding. Lineage: Eukaryota; Fungi; Ascomycota; Dothideomycetes; Dothideales; Saccotheciaceae. The transcript has a single exon.